This is a messenger RNA of Schistosoma guineensis, 2640 nucleotides long. NCBI's taxonomy places the organism in Eukaryota, Metazoa, Platyhelminthes, Trematoda, Strigeidida, Schistosomatidae. The record is from the annotation of a GenBank genome assembly.
AUGGUCGAAUUCAUGGCUGAAGUCGGACAAGAAUUACAUCUUACAGGUAGUUGCUCAGUCAAACCAUCUACACCAACAAGUGGGAAACGAAAAUCUUCUAGUCGGUUGAGUUUGUUUCAUUCAACUGCUAGGAAAUCACGAGCAUCUGCUGGUGAUUUAAAUUUACCCACCCCUAACGGUGCUUUGACCUCGCUAACUGAUGGAUCUUCUUCAGACUUACACGACACACCGAUUCGUGCUAAACUCGAAAAAAGGCAGCAUCGUAUUUUCGAAUUUUUUGUGACAGAACGAAACUAUGUUGAGAUUCUACGUUAUUUGUGCUUGAGCGCUUAUCCACAAGUUAUCGACGAAAAUCAACCAGGUGGACCUGUUUUGCCGCGACAGGAAGCUGAUUUCGUGUUUGGCAAGCUUGGUGCUAUUUAUGAACUACAUGAUCGUUUACAACCUCAGUUUAAUGAGCUGGAAAAUAAUUGGUCGUUAUCUGAAAGUUGUCUUGGGAAUGUACUUCAGCUUAGUUUAUUGACUGAAAUGGAUAGAGCAUAUGGGAAUUAUAUGCAAUUUUACAGUCCACCACAUUUACACCACCUUGGUGAACAAUUCCCCCGUUUUCAUGCUUUCAUGCGUCAAGUUGAAAAAAGGAAAGAAUCUGGUCGUCAAAGUUUGACAGCUUUACUAGUUCGUCCAGUCCAACGACUUCCUUCGAUCUCACUUUUAAUGGAUGGCAUUGCCAAAUUCACACCUCAAUCACAUCCAGAUUACAACGCAGUUAAAGAGUUUGCUAAAGGAAUUAACGAGCUAUUGGCUAAAAUAAAUGAUCGGUUAAGGAAAAAUGAAGAACGCCUGUCUUUAUUAUCUUUAUAUCAUGAAAUUAGUGGUGCCCCGCCUGAGAUGUUAUCUUCCUCUCGAAGUCUAGUGGCAAAACUUAACGUCUUUGAAUUAGGAGUAAGCGCUUCUGGAAAUACAACCUGCGAACCUGUGACACUUUUCUUACUAUCCGAUAGUUUGGAAGUAGCUCGUCCUCGUAAACGAUUUACUGGUGAACCUCUUGCACACGCUAUUCGAGCCGCGCUAGCUGCAGUACAAGGUGAAGGGUCUGAACACAACUUCGACGGUAAUCAUGAUCAAACUUCAAUUAACAAUGGCGAUUUUUCAUCAAAUCCAUCAACAAAUACUGCUUUAAGUGGAGUUUCUGUUUCUCGAACUGGUUCAGGUGCAUCUGGGACAAGUGUGGUGAACCUCGGUCUUAUGGAAGGCAAACAAAGGUGUUGUUAUAAGCAUUUACAGUUGCUGAAAUUACAGGAAAUAAAACAAGUGGUCAAUUUUGAUACUGCCUCUCCAGACCGAGCUGCUUUCGGUUUAGUGGUACGUUCCAGUUCCGAGGUUGAUGAUCGUGUUCAUGCUUAUUGCUUGGCUGCCAGUUUUGCAGCCUCAGCGGCAGUUGUCAGCGGCAAGUGUCCAGAACCUGUUGAAUCAGCAGUUGCAGCGGCCACAGCAUCCGGACAGAUUUCCAAUGCAGUCAGUUUAGAUACCUCACCAUCAAAUAUAACUACUAAUUCAAACAAUUCACAUGUAGCAAUGUUACAGGCGUGUGUUGGUGAAGCCAAACGUGUUUUUCUUCACAGAUUAUGUCAUCAUAUUUGUCUUGUUUCAUGUAUAGCAAAGAAUCCAGAAGAAAUACUAGUAGAUGUCGAACCAGAAGAAUUACUCGGUUUUGACCUAGAACAAGUUUUUAACGCAACUGCUUUGGCUUUAUCUUCUAAAAGAAUCACGCGACAAUUAACCCGCAAUAUAUCUAUAAAAACCCCUCGCCGUCUACCAGCUUCUGCCAAACGCCAAUUCGGGGCACAGCCUCCACAACCCCCUAGCACUCCAACUUCCCAUAGAUUACAGGUUCCCAUUGAGAUGGAUGAAAGUCAAACAACAGACAUGUAUCUUAUCCCAAGUCCAAGACGUUCAAUGCUUGGUUCGUUUCUAGGUUCAUCUUGUACAUCAUUAAGCAACUUCCUAAACACAGCCUUGCGUACUAAUAACAAUCUAAAUAAUAUUAAUCAUGGAAAUUCCGCGCUCAAUCGUGCUAUGCUACCUCCUAGUCGUUUAGCUAUGACGCCUAAACCGAUUCGACGUCUUCUACCUCGUUCAUCCAGACAAAAUUCAUUCGAUGAUCUUGAUUUAAAUGAUGAUGAUGAUGAUGUUCCUUUCUCUCAACUUGGAAGUUCUCUUCUUAGUUUAACAAGUCUAGACAGUCUCUCUACACUGGAUAAUCCUGUUAAUCGAGUUGAUGUUAUUUCUAACCGCAAUACUCCUAAUCUUAAGUGCCGUGCCGGUAGUGCUGUUUGGGAGUCUGCAAGUCAUCUUGGUUUCAGUACAUCAGAUGAUGUUCGUCAUUCAUUCAGAUCGCCAUCCGGAUCGUUUCUUGGCGGUUUUGAUGAAGGUUGCUCUAGAAAGCAUGGUAAAAAGCAGAAAAAACCGAAACUUCGUGCUGUAAGUCAAAUGUUUCAGAGAUCUUCAAUUAUGGUUAAAGCAAAAGAGUCAAGGAAAAUAGGCUCUGAAAAAAUUGACGCUGAGUUAAAUUCUCAAAAUUCCCUUCCUAGUUCCCGCCGUGACAGCUUAUUUCGUGGUCUGUUUUUCAGAAAAAAUUAA